Molecule: messenger RNA, 1058 nt
Organism: Desarmillaria tabescens
Lineage: Eukaryota; Fungi; Basidiomycota; Agaricomycetes; Agaricales; Physalacriaceae
Exons: 7
Source: RefSeq, a predicted model, not a curated record
CUGUGCCGAAGCAAUAUAAAGGGCUGGGAACCGUUCAUAGGUACCCAGCUUCCUUGUUUCCUACCUGCUACGUUCUUCUUGUCGAUCUGUGAUCGACUUUUUUUUUCCACUUUCUUUCAUCUUCGACUCUCCUUCUGCGCCCACUUCAUUUCCCUUUCGCAGAUUUUCUCAAGUGCAGAGCACAUAUUCGUCGCAGCGCGCACCUUCUUGACAUCGUCCCUCUUGUUCUGUCUGACCUUUUUCGACUUCGGUCUCAAAAUGCAGUUCAUAUUUGCCCUUCUUGCCUUUUUUGCCUGCUUGGCCACGUCUGCUAGUGCCGCUCCGCAUGGAAUGCAGUCUGCAGGGUUUCUUAUGGUUCGAGAUGGCGACCAGGGUAUUACUGAGAAGGAACACGUCGAUAAGAAAACCAGCAAGAAUAAUGCUGGGACUAAUGCUACAGACACCGCUGCUGCUACCGAUACUGCCACUAACGCCACUGCGACAGCGGUCACCUCCAGCAAUUCUACAGCUGAUGCAGCGGCGGCAGCCAAUAAUGCUACUUCUACUGUCACUGUUACCGUGACUGCUAGCAACUGUGCUGCUACCGAUGCGACUGGUGUAAACGCAACUGCUGCCACAGAUGCUAACGCUGCUGCUAAUGCUACCGAUGUCAGUGCUGCCACUAAUGCUACGGAUGCUGCAGCCGCCGAUGCCAGUGCAACUGCCACGGAAGCAGCAGCGACGUCUACAACAUCUACUUCGUCGAAGAAGAAUGACGCUGGAAAGAAGAACAAGAGUGAUGCUAAAACUGUGGUUACAGAUUUGUUUGGGGGUCUGAAGAAGAGAGAAUAUGGUCGCCGUGGACUCGUCAACCGUCUGAUACUCGACGGUGUUCUUGAUCUCUGAAUGUGAUUGGGAGAGAUUGGAUCUAUUUGAGCUACUCAGUGAUAUGGUUUUUACUAUCAUUGAUCGCAAGUACGGACUAUUUCUCAUAGUAGACAGACUUUUCCCUAUUAUCGACAUACGAACAAUGUAGUAUGUAGUUUGACAAGGAACGCUUAAACCGAAUCUGUGUCUGG